Molecule: messenger RNA, 3428 nt
Organism: Populus euphratica (Euphrates poplar)
Lineage: Eukaryota; Viridiplantae; Streptophyta; Magnoliopsida; Malpighiales; Salicaceae
Product: phospholipase D delta-like
Exons: 12
Coding region: 649-3210 (853 amino acids)
Biological process (GO): phosphatidylcholine metabolic process; phospholipid catabolic process
Cellular component (GO): plasma membrane
Molecular function (GO): D-type glycerophospholipase activity; calcium ion binding
Source: RefSeq, a predicted model, not a curated record
GGUAUGGCCACAACAAAUCCGAAGAACAGCUAAUAAUAGCCAUCCUCGUAAAACAGCUCAAGACUUCCCGCCAUUUUCGCUGCCCUCCUCCUCCCCGAAAGAUGGUGGUUGGCAAUGCUUCACGCCAUUGCACCACUUUUGUACCCUUCUCAUUAUCAUCCAUUUUCUCCAUUCUCCGAUCCCUACAUCUAUCUUCCUCCUUGCUUCUCUUCUCAAGAGUAUCCUCAACUAGCUUUCAUGCAACGCGAAUACGAAUUUUCUUGAUCGGAUCUUAAGUAGGACAGUCAUAUCCGAACUUGAGCUGAAUUUUGUUUUUGGUUGGGAAGAUUCCUGGGGUCAACCUAUGGAGACUGCAAUCUCUGCAUAAUGCAUUUGAUAUGGGCUCAAGUCAGAACACUGUGUUUCCAUAUUUUCUGACUGCUUAUGAUGCUUGUUCCUUCUGCAAAGCAAUGAGUUUCACAAGCUUUGUGAUGUAGAUGCAAGUUAUAUUUGCAUGGAUUAAGGAACUAUAACAUAGACUCGAUUCAUCUCGGGGGGCUGGCUAUCCACAACAUAACGUUAGCAUCUGAUUGAUUAAAUUUGGGUAUAGUUUUGGCAAAUAUAGGAGGGCCCUUGAGAAUCUGGUGUUUGCAAAGUUAACAAGACAGAAUGAGUACAGAAAUCAAUGUUCCUUGGAAGGCUCAAUCCACUGCAAUCCAGUCUUCUAAAGAAUCUGUUUUUUUGCAUGGUGAAUUGGACAUAUGGAUCUUAGAAGCUAAAUCUCUUCCAAAUAUGGAUCUAGCUUCAGAAAAUAUGAGAAAAUGUUUUACUAUGUGUGGAUCUUACUCACCACUUUGUGGACACAAACCCAUGACACAUUCAGGCAAACAUUCAAUCAUUACUAGUGAUCCCUAUGUGUCUGUUUGCCUUGCAGGGGCAACAGUAGCCCAGACUAGAGUGAUUGCCAAUUGCGAGAACCCUUUGUGGGAUGAGCAUUUCUGCGUCCCAGUUGCCCACCCUGUUGUAAAAGUAGAGUUUCAUGUCAAGGACAAUGAUUUUCUUGGGGCACAACUUAUUGGAGUAGUGGAAAUACCAGUUGAAAAAAUCGUCUCUGGAAAUACUAUUAAUGAUUGGUUUCCUAUCAUUUGCACUUCUGGAACUUGCCUGAAACCUUACCCUGAGUUGCAUUUUUCCAUUCAAUUCAAGCCAGUUGAAGACAAUCCUUUAUACAAAGAUGGUGUUGGUGAUGGACCAGAAUACAAAGGAGUUCCCAAUACAUACUUUCCACUCCGGAAAGGAGGGUCAGUGACACUUUACCAAGAUGCUCAUGUACCUGAUGCUGUGCUACCUAAAAUUACCCUGGAUGAUGGGAAAGUUUUUCAGCAUAGUAGUUGUUGGGAAGACAUAUGCCAUGCUAUCUUAGAAGCUCACAACCUGAUAUAUAUUGUGGGGUGGUCAGUGUACCACCGUGUCAAGUUGGUGAGGGAGCCAACAAAGCCAUUGCCAGCGGGAGGUGAGCUUACUCUGGGAGAGUUGUUAAAGUACAAGUCAGAAGAAGGGGUCCGUGUGGUUAUGCUACUAUGGGACGAUAAAACUUCACAUGACACAUUCUAUCUAAAAACGGAUGGUGUCAUGCAAACUCAUGAUGAAGAAACCAAGAAAUUUUUCAAACAUUCCAGUGUCCAUUGCGUGCUUGCACCUCGUUAUGGAAGCAAUAAGCUUAGCGUUUUCAAGCAACAGGUUGUGGGAACGCUUUUUAGCCACCAUCAGAAGUGCGUGAUUCUUGAUACUCAAUCUUCUGGGAACAACCGAAAAAUUACUUCUUUCAUUGGUGGCUUGGAUUUAUGUGAUGGCAGAUAUGACACUCCUGAACAUAGGCUCUUUCGUGAUCUUCACACAGUUUUUGAAAAUGAUUUUCACAAUCCUACAUUUCCUUCUAAUACCAAAAGCCCAAGGCAACCAUGGCACGACUUGCAUUGUAAAAUUGAGGGUCCAGCUGCUUAUGAUAUAUUGACAAAUUUUGAGCAAAGGUGGAAAAAAGCCACAAAAUGGCGUAGGAUCAAAAAGGUCACUCGUUGGCAUGAUGAUGCCUUGAUAAAGCUAGAACGGAUUUCAUGGAUACUCACUCCAUCUUCUAGUCCUGAUGGUGAUAAAAUUGUGCAUGUCACUGAUGAAGGAGAUCCUGAGAAUUGGCAUGUGCAGGUAUUCCGAUCUAUAGAUUCAGGAUCUGUGAAGGGAUUUCCAAAGUCUACUCAAGAAGCUGUGGAUCAGAAUCUUCUGUGUGGAAAGAAUUUGAAAGUAGAUAAGAGCAUUCAUACAGCAUAUGUAAAAGCAAUAAGAUCAGCACAACACUUCAUAUACAUAGAGAAUCAAUAUUUUCUUGGAUCUUCCUAUUAUUGGCCAUCAUACAAAAAUGCAGGAGCUGAUAACUUAGUCCCCAUGGAACUAGCACUGAAAAUUGCUAGCAAAAUCAGAGCAAAUGAGCGGUUUUCAGUGUAUAUAGUAAUACCAAUGUGGCCAGAGGGUGUUCCAACUAGUGCUCCUGUGCAGGAAAUUCUGUAUUGGCAGGGACAAACAAUGGCCAUGAUGUACAAGAUUAUUGCAAAAGAACUUGAAAAGGCCGGGCUUUCCUAUCGGUAUCAUCCACAACAUUAUUUGAACUUUUAUUGCCUUGGUAAACGUGAAAAUUCUCCACACGAUUCUUCAGAGAUAAAUCAGCAAACUGAAAAUCGUUCACUGGCAGCAGCUCAAAAGUUUCGGAGAUUUAUGAUAUAUGUACAUGCAAAAGGAAUGGUAGUUGAUGAUGAAUACGUAAUCAUGGGAUCAGCGAACAUUAACCAGAGAUCCCUGGAUGGUUCAAGGGACACAGAAAUCGCUAUGGGGGCUUACCAACCGACAUACACAUGGGCCAGAAAAAACUCUCAUCCACAUGGACAGGUAUAUGGCUACCGGAUGUCUCUCUGGGCAGAGCACUUAGGCAUCCUCGAGCAAGCUUUCGACGAGCCACAGAACCUUGAAUGCAUGAAACUUGUCAACAAGACUUCCAGGCACAACUGGAAAGCAUAUGUCUCCGAGGAGAGCAAGGAAAUGAGGGGAAACUUGAUGCAAUAUCCAAUUCAAGUGAGCAAAAGUGGAGAAGUGAGUGCCAUACAAGGUCAUGAAACAUUUCCUGAUGUUGGGGGCAAAGUUCUUGGAGCAUCCACCAACCUCCCUGAUGUUCUUACUACAUAGAUAUCCAGUUAAAGCUUUGAAGCUAUGGAGUUCACCAUAUAUAACUUAAUCUGAAUUGUUAUAGUUCAUGCAGAUGCAGUGAACGUUCACAAGGGAGGAGCAUGAAACUGGGGAUAAUGUAUGUAACAAUAUUGUUGAAACAUCAAACAUGUACACAAAAGGUUCUGAUUUACGUGAACACAAAUUUUUAAAUUUUGUGUUACGUAAGAAAAUAUUUC